UCGGCUGGGCUCAGAUCGGCGCGUCCCCGCCGCGGAGCCGGGCAGGCGGGCGGCUGCAGUUCCAGAAGAGCCGCCCGGGAAGGACCGGAGGCGCCGCCGGCUCAGCGAUCGCCCUAGCGGGGAGCUCCCGCCGCCGCCGCUGUUGGUGCUGCGGUGGAGGCGCCCGAGCGCAGCGCAUUGGCCGGGCCUUGGGACGGCGCGUCUCGCCUCUGCUGCUGCAGCCGCCGCCGUGGCGCACAGCCCCCGGGGCGCCUCCUCGCCGGCCGCCAGGGGGCGCCGCUCCCGCGCCCCAAACUUUCCCCUCGGCCACCUCCUGCUCCUCCUCCUCCUGCUGCUGCGGGAUCCAAGCCGCUCGUCCCUCGCCCCGGAUCGCCGAUGCUGCGCGCUGCCGUCGGACCAGCCAGCGCCCGCCGGCCCUGCUGGGAUUAUAGCUGCUGCGCUUUGUUGGUUUUUUGGUUUUGCCCUCCCCCGACUUGGCUUCCUUGGCUCUGAAUAUAUAUUUUUAAAGGGAGUGGGUGGGUGUUUUGCACCCAGAUCUCACGCGCUGUCCCUUGUCCUUUCACCCCUCCACCCAGGGUCCUUUGCACCCCCUUGGCAUUUUUCCCCGAUCCCCCUCCCAAUUACUCCGUCCUAACUGUCUCCCUUCAAUUUAAUUUUGUUUGUUUGUUUGGGGAGUAUUCUAGGAUUGCAUGCAUCGCCUGCCUUUUCUUCUUUGACACCCCCCCCCCCCUUAGCCCAUCCCCUCGCACAAGUCUGCUGAUUUUUCCUGGGGGAAAGGGCGGGGGGCAGAAGCCUCCCUCCGGGAGAAAUCCGGGGUGGCUCCUGGGAGCAGCCGGUGGGACCCCCGUUUCCUUUACCCACCGCCCACGGCACCCUCCGUGGCCCUCGCCCCGCCCCGCCCUACCCCCUGGUUUGGCUUCCGUGUCGGAUCGCACGUGCUGGGAUUCGGUGGUCUCCGCGCCUCGCCCCGGAUUCCGCCAUGGCCUUGGCGAAGAGGACCGGAUCCGGACCCGCCGCCCUUCUGUGCUGCAUCGGGGCGCUGCUCAGCCAGGCCCAAGCCAAGGUUCCCCCCACCAGCUCAGAGCCCCCAGAGACCUCCCUGCCUUCCGCAGCUGCUGUCCUGCCUGUGAACUACCGGCUCUCCAACACCCGCCUGGCCUUCUUCCUGAAAGAGAUGCGGCCAGUGCCCAGUGGGAACAGCAGCUCAGCAGCUUUGGCAGCUCCUGAGCCAGCAAAUUAGUGUUCAGAACCCAAGGAGUUGCCUGUCUUGAAUGUCUCCCUGGGGCCUUUCAGCUUGGGCCUCCCACUGCCCAAAGAGCUUCUGCAGCCCUCAAGCUGUGGGAGAUCCCAGCUUGGCGGUUAGCGCUGGAGAAGAUCGCGGGCUUUCAUGCACCGUCCGCCUGCGGGUGCUCUCCAGCCAGCGCGGCCCAGGUGCUUUUAUGUGGCAGGUGACUGGGAUGAGAGCUUUGGCGGUGACUGGCGGCUGCCCUGCGUCUUGACUCCGGCUUUCAGCGAAGCUGCCCGUGAGCUCCGGACCUCUUGCCGCCUGCGGGGCAGCCUUGCCACCUGCCUCGCCCAAGCGGAGCUGCCCCAGGCCUGGUUUGGGCCUUCUGCUGUGUCUCUGGGUCACAGGAAAGUAGCGGAUGGACUAGACCUGGCAGGGGAUGCCCAGCAGGUGGAGCUCUACUACACUCUGCACGCACCUGAUGGGAUGGGGGACUGCGGGAGUGAGCAGGGGGCACGGAGGGGUGGUGCAGGAGCCAGGACGGAGGGCCCUACGCAGCACCCGCUCCUACGCAUUGGUAGCUUAAGGCUGGUCAGCCAGCGCGCCUCUAACCCUAUACAGGAGGCAAGCGCCUGGACUGACCGCGUCUUCGACAUCCACCUUCCAGAGAAGCCCCUCAAGCCCGGCGAGGUGCUCAGCAUCAUCCUUUACCUGAUGGGCAAUUCGACAGUGGAGCAUUUUACACUCAGGGUGAAGGCCAAGAAGGGGGUCAACUUGCUCAAUACGAGAACCAGGAAUCCCCAGUGGCUGGUGAAUUCGGAGCUGCAAACCGGGAGCAAACACUCCACGGCAACGGUCGACGUGGCCUGGAUCGGGGGCAGCUUUCCCAGGGAGGAAGGCACCUCCUAUGAAAUCAUGCAGCUGGACUUUGAAAUGGAGAACUUCACCAGCCAAUCGGUGACUCGGCGAAUCAUGUGGCACAUAGAUUAUCGAGGCCGCAACCCACCGCCUGACCUGGACAGGGCUGUGACGGAGCUGACAGUAAUCCAAAGGGAUAUCCGUGCCAUCCUUCCUCUGGCAAUGGAUACAGAGAUCAUCAACACGGCUAUCCUGACCGGUCGGACGGUGGCCAUCCCAGUGAAGGUCAUUGCCAUUGAGAUGACGGGCAUCAUCAUGGACAUUUCUGCUGAUGUGGAGUGCAAGUCUAGCAAUGAAGAUAUCAUCAAGGUGUCCAGCAGCUGCGACUAUGUCUUUGUGAGUGGCAAAGAGUCGAGGGGUUCUAUGAAUGCAGGGGUCUCCUUCAGCUACGACCACCUCAGUGCCCUCCUGGAGAUGACUGUCUGGGUCCCCAAGCUCCCCCUUCACAUUGAGCUUUCGGACUCGCGACUCAGCCAGGUGAAGGGGUGGCGGGUACCCGUCCUGCCUGACCGGAGGUCAGCACGAGAGAGCGAUGACGAUGAAGAGGAAGACGAACGGCGGCAGAGCCGGGGUUGUACCCUCCAGUACCAGCACGCCACCCUGCAGGUGUUCACCCAAUUCCACACCACCUCCUCGGAGGGCACCGACCAGGUGGUCACCAUGCUGGGCCCCGAGUGGAUGGUUGAGGUCACAGACCUGGUGAGCGACUUCAUUAGGAUAGAGGACCCUCGGGUGGCCCACAUGGUGGACAGCAACACGUUGGCUGGUCGAGAGCCUGGCACCACCCUCUUCAAGGUAGCCUCACCCCUCAUGGAGGCGGUCCUUGGAGAGACGCUGGUGACGGUGGCUGACGAGAAGAUCACGAUCACUGAGCUGAAGGCCCAGGUGGUCUCCAACCUCUCCCUUUCGCUGUACCCCAGCCCUGGAAACAGUCAUACCAUUGUGGCCAAGACAACAGCUCAGCAGACGCUCAACUUCUCUAAGCAGGAGGCCUUGCUGAGUCUUUGGGUGUCGUACAGUGAUGGCACUACAGCUCCCCUCUCCUUGUAUGACCCAAAGGACUACACAUUGGUUGUGAGCAGCCAAGACCAGUCUGUGGUGUCAGUGAUGCCAGAUCGGGCCUUUCCGGUUGUGGUGGCCGAAGGUGAGGGCUCUGGCGACCUGGUAAAGGCCGAGCUGAUGAUCUGCGAGAAUUGCCAGAAAACCAAGCGCAAGAGCGUGCUGGCCACUACUGUGGCCAACGUCCGUGUGCAUUUCAACUCCGAGGAGGAGCCCACCUACGAUUAUGAACCUGUCCAAACUCCCAGCAAGCCUGGACGGGAGAGGGCUGCUCCUGGAACCACACCCAGGUUGGAGGGUGAGUGGCAUCUAGUGCCCAGUCAGGAGAGCCGAGUGCCCAGUGUUGUUAUCCCCACUGAGGAGUUUCCAACCAUCCCUACCGGCUACGUACAGGUGACGCGGGGCUUGACGGACCUGGAAAUAGGCAUGUACGCCCUUCUUGGUGUCUUCUGUUUAGCCAUCCUUGUCUUCCUCAUCAACUGUAUAGUCUUUGUGCUUAAGUACCGUCACAAACGGAUCCCACCAGAAGGACAAACCAAUAUGGACCAUUCUCACCACUGGGUAUUUUUGGGCAACGGACAGCCAUUGCGGGCCCAGAAUGACCUUUCUCCUCAGCCCGAGAGCCCAGGCAACCCUUUGGAGAAUGUCCAGACCUGUUGCCAUGGUGACCACCAUAGCAGUGGCUCCUCGCAAACCAGUGUGCAAAGCCAAGUACACGGGCGGGGGGAUGGCUCCUCCGGGGGCUCCACCAGGGACCAGAGUGAGGACCCGCUGAACUCGCCCACCUCCAAGCGCAAGCGGGUCAAGUUCACUACUUUUGCCACCAUGCCUUCCGAGGAGCUGGCCUAUAACUCUAUUCCCAUAGCUGAUGAGGAGGACUUGGAGUGGGUCUGUCAAGAUAUGGGCCUCCAGGACCCUGAGGAACUGCACAACUACAUCCAUAGGAUCAAAGAGAUUGCGUAACGGGUCAGAUCCGCCACUCCGGAUACCAAGGGCAGGGCGCUCUCGCUGGAAUUUGAUGGGAUAGUUUGCAUUUCCCCUCUGGCAUUCAUUGGGGUCCUUUUCUGGUUUUCCUCCAAGUGAACAAGCCCGCCCUCGGUCCUAGUGCUGUUCCGAGGGAGAUAGGAUCUGUCCCAUCAUAUGGGAAGACUUCCUGUCACUUGGAAGGAACGGAGGGCAGGUUGGGCCAUAACUACGGGGGGUGUCAAUGGGACUUAGCCAGAUUGGGCCAGCUGGUGUCCAUAGCUAUGUGUCAAAAGAGUGGGCUGGCAAUGCCCAGUUGGGGCCAGAGGAUCGGGCAAUCCGAUCCCGAGGUGCUGGCUGGAACAUGGAAUAAAUCCUUGCAUCUGCUUUGGGGAACUUCAGUCCCUGCCUUCCCAGCGUCCACCGCUGCCUUUGCCGGCCAUCUCCAAAAGGGAAACCUUCGAUUCUGCAGCUUUUCUUUUCUUGCACAAUAAACGUUGACUCUUGAAUAACAUUCAGGGAUUCUGCCCAGCCUGUGGGACUCUCAUGGACUGCUACUGCUGGGGUGAAGGGAGGGGGAAGCAGGGCAGAAGGCUCUGGGUCACAAGUACAAGGCUGCAUUAGAGUGCCCUGGGACCCCACAAAGAAAUUUUGACUCUAUUAUUACAUGGGGAAGGUGAAAGGGGGUGUAAGACUAUACCACCCCCUGCCUAUUCCAAACAGCACCGAUCCCCUUUAGUGCCUGCACUGCCUUUCCCAUACUCUUAAACUUCUGGCAUUGAGUUGAUCUGCCCACUAACCAACAUGGCUGCCUAGAUUGUGGGAGUGGAGGCCAAGAACGCCCAAGCCCCACAGACCUCUGACCCAAAUUCUGAGGGGGAUCAAGAUGGAAGAGAUAAUCUCAUGUUCUGGUGAGAUGGAAGAGAUAAUCUCAUGUUCUAAAGUAGGGUAAGGCCUCCAUAACCAAGAACAACACCCUCCACUGGUGGCUUAGUUGGCCAACCCAAUCUGACUCCCACCAAUCAAUGACAAGGUGGGCAGCUGUUUCUUACAGCCUCAGCUAGUCAGUGCCACCAGCCCAUACUGAGAUAAGACUAGUUUCUUAUUGAUUCAGACACUGCCUGCCUUUUUCCUCCUCCACUUCCCUGUCAUUGGUGUCAAGAAAGAUGGAGAAUAAGAUUCACCUAAGAUCAAUUGGUUAUGUGUUAGGAAUGAGGUUGGGCCAGGUAGACAUCAUAAGGAUCCUGAGGAAUUUGGGGUAAACCUCCAAAGGGUCACAGAGAUGGCAGCGAUCUGAGACUAGCGGUGAAUCAGUGAAUUGUUUGGAUCUAGUCUUCAAUUGGACGGCAUAACUUCUCUCCAAGGCAAUUUAAUUUCACAGCUUGAUUAAACAAAAGCAGCCAUCCAGCCCAAUAUUUGUCUACAGGAUCCUAGUUUUCCCCACACAUCUCUUUUUAUAUUUUUUUACUUUGGAUCAAUUUAUUUGGCGGCUUGGAACGGAAGCAAGUGUUUGCACGGACAGGUGAAAAAUUAUUCAUUUGAUCCUGUGACAGGUUACAAUAAAGAUUCUUGCCUUGAUUGACAAGGGCUUCUUUGGACAAAAUUUGAGCACCCCUCCUCUACAUUUCCUGCUCCGAACCCUAUUGUUGGAUCACCCCUAUAGGUCAAAGGGUGCCAUUUCAGUUGGGCGAGGAGCUAGAGGCACACACCGUGAGAUUUUAAUACGAGAAUGGGAUGGGAAAGGAAAUUCUUGGCAGAGUUUAAACAUUUGACCUUCAAUGACCAAUUUUGAGGGUUGGAUCCAAACAGCUUUUUCAGUGUUUCACAAGGGAGGAAGUGGUCUGUUUUAACCCUCCCCUCCCAACAAAGAUUAUCCUGGGGAUCAUGGACAAAAAUUGGAUGGACAAAAAUGGUGUGUGUCUGGGGCUGCAGUAGGAAAUGGAAUUGAGUGAAUGAAGUGGGGGGAAAGCUGGUUGGAUCCAACCCAGUGUAUUUUAAUGUCACACAGUGAGUGUAUGUGGAGGUGGGGGACAUUUCAGUGCAUUUCUAACAGUGGAGCAAACAGGUGUGCUGUUUUUCUCGAGCAAAGGAAUUGGUGCCUUUGACACGUCCAAAUAACUGGUCCCUGGCUUUCUACGCACCAUUGUGAACUGUGGGCCACAACCGAAACUCCUCUUGUGCCCUCCCUAAAUGGCAGCCCAGUCCAGCCCCGUCCAGCCCCAAACAAGGGCUGGCUGAAACCCCAUCCUGGGUUUCAAAGUCUCAUUGUAUCUUCUGUCAUUGCAUAAUCAUGACCCCACCUCCUUGUUGACAAAGCUCCGCCCCCUCCACACUCCUCAUUUUCUGGUGGGCACUGAUUUGCUCUGCAGCAGGAUUAUACAGGAUGACUUUUCCUGGGUAGUACCACUCUGGAUGACAGGGAAAGGAACCUCUCAUUCACAAAUGUACCACUUCUUUCCCUGCAUGUACAAAAGCUCCAUGUCAUGAAGAUCGGUUCCUGGCUCAAGCUGUCCCAGCUAGGGGUAUUUAGUGGGGAAGUAUUCCAAGUUACCCUACCCACCCCCACCCACGGUCUCAAGUGGUACAAUCCAGGGAGAAAGAAGCAUCAUGUGAUUUGGUUGUCUUGCAGAUCUCUCUUGGGUAUCGUAGGCUCUGCAUCCUCAAAUGAUGGUGGACAUCCUUGUAUGGAGAGAAGUCUCUGUUUUACUGAUCUCCCCUCUUGGUCUUUGGGUAAGAAUAUUGGGGGCACCCACCUGCAACCCCCAUUCUCCCUGGCACUCAUGCCAGGCAGACCAAACUGAAGGGUGGGCUGUGUUGAGGCUGGUGCUAUCCACAGGUGCUGAAUUGCAAAACAUGGGGCCUGGGUUGGGGGACGGAGGAAAGGAAGCCCCUGCCAACCAGCGGGCAAUGUACUCUCUUUCUGUUUGAAUUUACCCACCACUGUGUCUAAUUUUUAAAUAAAAGCAAACUGACAAAGAGAAA
Molecule: messenger RNA, 7147 nt
Organism: Sphaerodactylus townsendi
Lineage: Eukaryota; Metazoa; Chordata; Lepidosauria; Squamata; Sphaerodactylidae
Gene: TMEM132E
Product: transmembrane protein 132E
Source: RefSeq, a predicted model, not a curated record